Messenger RNA from Lentinula edodes (shiitake mushroom), 1909 nucleotides. RefSeq names its product cytochrome P450. The transcript has 14 exons. The record is from RefSeq and is a predicted model, not a curated record. The coding region runs from base 187 to 1782 and encodes 531 amino acids. Gene Ontology annotation, molecular function: iron ion binding; monooxygenase activity; heme binding. NCBI's taxonomy places the organism in Eukaryota, Fungi, Basidiomycota, Agaricomycetes, Agaricales, Omphalotaceae.
CAGGCUUCUUCUCAGUACUCAGUACUCAGUAACCAGGCCUGCUCAAAUUCACUCCAAACACAUACUUUGGACCGUCAUAAUAAAGAAUGAAACAGAGAGAGAAGAGUUGUAUUUAGAGCCAUUAUCCGCGUCCAUUCAAAAUAAGAGCCGCUAACCGUGUCAUGAACUCAUUAUGUUCGCUAAACUAUGUUGAGUUUGCGUAAACAUGUAAUCUUGUGCAUCACCUCUGGAGAACCUAUAAAGCCUAUAAAGUCUCGUUCAAUCUUUCAGAGUUUAUCUCUUCUCGCGUUCGUCGCUUGUUAUCUAGUCCUUCGAGCCUCCGCGGGGUCUGCGCGUACACUACCUGGUCCCGGUUCAUACCCUAUCAUCGGCAACAUCUUAUCUCUUCCAAUCCAGAACCCAUGGUUGACUUUCACCAAGUGGAAGGUUAUCUUCGGUGAUGUCGUACAUCUUCGCGGCCUUCGACAAUCAAUCAUCAUUCUAAAUUCGAAGCAAGCCAUGGAUGAUCUUCUCGACAGAAGGGGCGCCAUAUACUCUAAUCGACCACAGUUUACUGUCGUCGAAAUGAUGGGUCUAGAUAGGGGAAUGCCCCUGUUACAACAUAAUGACACAUGGCGCCUCCAACGAAAGCUUGCAAAGACAGCUCUUAACAAUGAUGCGGUCAAAGAGUACGAGGACACACAAGCUGAAGUUGCAGCCAUGAUGUGCCUCUCCCUCUUGACGGAUCCGACGCAUUUUCGGGAACACAUUCGGCUUGCUGCGGGAAGAAUAAUCAUUUCUAUAACUUACGGGCUUCCUGUCUCUGAUGCGCAACACAGACUUAUAACCGAGAUGGACAAAAUUGUGCCAAUGCUCAGUGAUGCUACUAUGCCUGGUACUUUUAUUGCAGAUUUAUUUCCGAUCUUUAAAAAUCUCCCGGACUGGGUGCCGUUCAUGUCCUUUAAAAAGGAAGCUAAAAAAAUACGCGCUAUAGUUGACCGCCUGGGGGAAAUUCCAUUCGCUCAGGUGCAAAAAGAAAUGGCAGCGGGAACUGCACAAGUUUCUUUCACUCAAAAACUUCUAGCAAAUCGCUCAGGUGAAGAUGACGAGUCCCAAUAUAAUGAUGCGGUUAAGUGGUCAGGAGGGUCAAUGUAUGGUGCUGGAGGAGAAACAACGCAUACAUCUGUUCUGGUGUUUCUUAUUGGCGUGAUGCAGAACCCCGCUGCACAGAAAAAAGCACAAGAUGAGCUUGACGAAGUGAUCGGGAAGGAUAGGAUGCCUACUCUUGAAGAUCGAGCACAACUGCCCUACGUCGAUGCUAUUAUAAAGGAAAUCAUGAGGUGGAGACCCGCAUUCCCGUUAGGUAUCCCUCGUCGCGUGGAUAAAGACGACGAAUACGCUGGAUAUUGCAUACCGGCCGACUCUAUAAUCAUCCCGAAUGUCUGGGCGGUAGCUAUGGAAGUUCCAUCCGGCACAAAGUAUCCAGCGGCAGAUUUUGCUCCCGAACGAUUCUUGGAAGAGCAUCCCCCCGUCGAUCCCGCCUUGUAUGCGUUUGGUUUCGGUAGACGGGUUUGUCCAGGACGACUUUUGGCGGAAAACUCUAUCUUCCUUCUCGUAACGUCCAUCCUGUACUGCUGCACAAUUUCAACACCUUCGAAUCAUGGCCAGAAGCACUCAGCUGAAGCAAUUGAGUUCAGUACCACUGGUCUUGUUAGUCAUCCCAUGCCUUUUUCAUGCCGUAUCGAACAGAGGUCUGCAGAUCGUUUUGAUGUUGUCAAACGGGCAGUUUCAAGAUACACAUGAUUGUAUCUUGGAUUUAUUUACGUGGUCUUAUCGUAACACAACACCCUACUCUUCACAAAAUAUAGCGAUUUAAUUCAAAAUACAGUAUGAGCGAAAUCAACGGAGUCAAGUACCCAUUGAAGACUAU